AUGACAAGAACGAAUUUAUUCACAUUUGGUGUCCUCAAGAUUAUAUUCUAUAUUGGGUUAUUAUGUGGAUGUAUAUUGAAUGAAACAGUAACAGAUAAAACAAUUUACAAUUAUGAAAUACCAAUCAAAUCAAGAGUAUCUCAUCGACAGAAGCAGUUGCUAAAGUCAAUCCAUUUGCCAGAGAUUAGUUUUGAAGUUUAUGGAGAAUUUCCAACAAUUAAGCACUUUGAUUUAUUUGAAGAUGAGAUAACUUCCAAAUAUAAAAAAAUGUCACGAUUUGUAAAUUUACGAGAAAAGCGUGACUUACAAAACUCAGAGGAAACUUUUUUAAGUGAUAAACAUUCAGUUUUGAUUAAAAGUAGAAUUCAUUCUCCAUUGAAGAAUUGGGAUGAUAAAUUAACUGAUCCACAAUCUAAAAUAUACAAACUGUUAUCAACUAGUUAUUGUGAAUUUUUACUACAAAGUUUUCGGCAUGCGAAUACAAGUCAAUUUAAACAACCAAAAUGUACGUUUAUAGAAUUCACAAAAGGUUCUAUUAUACUCAACGCAAUACUAACAUUUAACGAAGCGAAUUAUUCACUAUUAUCUUCACAAGAUCUAUCAAAUUUAUUGAUAAAAGGCAGUGAAGAAUUAAUCAAUUCCAUAAUUAAUGAUAAAAAUUUUUCUCUAGGAUUUAAUUUUAAUGGAGAUUUUUCACUCAGAUUGACUGAGAUAAAGGAAGAAAGUACUGUAUUACUUCCAACAUCACAACCGCUAUCAUCAUCAUCAUCAUCAUCAUCACCACUUUCGAUCACGACGAUGACGACAACAAUAACGAUGGCUGACGCAAAUGAAAUGUACUCAUACAUGAGGAGUUCUAUGGAUGAAAUUCAAUCAAGUGUGAAUUUUAGCAGUGAUUUUAUGGAUACAGAACAAUCAUUGGCAUCAACAAUAUCUUAUGGUGAAACCAUAGAUACAACAACAUAUAGUGUAGCCUUGAAUUUUACAAUUCAAGGAACUAAUAGUUCACUAACAUGGGAUGAUGAUCUACUGAACACCACUUCAACCACUUAUCAAGAACUAUCUCGAAAUGUUUGUGAACUACUUUUAGCAGCUAUGAGAUCAAUUUUGUCAUCUCUAUGGAUUGUUGAAUGUGGUACCAUAAAAUUCAGAAAAGGGUCCAUUGACGUUGAUGCUGAGCUUAUUUUAAUAGCGAAUUCAUCAUCAUUUGUUACAACACUUGAACCUACAUCAACUGUGUUAAAUGAUACUAAUAUAAUCAAAGGAAUAAAUGAGUAUGUUUCAACUGUGGAUCAAAAUAAUACAUUUGGAAUUUACAUUGAUCCAAAUUCAAGUAUCUCAUUAUCAUUGAUAACGAUAAGUAUGGAAUCAACAAUACCGUAUGACGAUCAGGUUAUAUCUGAUGUCAUAUCAUCUGAAACAUCUUCGUCCUCAGAUUUCCCAGUUAGUGUGUAUUCAACAAGUACAGGCGAUGUUUCUCCAUAUGAUUCAGUCUCAUCAAUGCUGACUAGAUUGAACAAGUCUUUGGAGUGGAAUGACAGUUUAUUGGAUCCUAGUUCCGAUUUAUAUCGAAAUUAUUCAGCUGAAAUUUGUAAUUUGCUUUUGGACAGCAUAUAUUCAACUUAUAUUGAGGGAAUAAUCAAUGUUAAUUGCACAGUUGUUGGCUUCUCGCGUGGAUCAGUUGUUGGAAAUGCAGUAUUAGUCAUCGACCAUAGUAGCACAAGUGGGAAUUUCUCAUCGACUGAAGUGACAAAAGACACUGUUCGAAAUGCUGUUGUGGCAUACAUAGCAGAAAUGGUUGCCAAUGGGUCGGAGCAAGUGUACUUCGAUACAUCAAGUGGCUUGACAGUAGAAACUGUAAUCCAUGUGGCAACCACUGAGGUGAUCACUGAAUCUCAGAAUACCGAGGAUAACAAGACUACGGUCUCAUCAAUGCUGACUAGAUUGAACAAGUCUUUGGAGUGGAAUGACAGUUUAUUGGAUCCUAGUUCCGAUUUAUAUCGAAAUUAUUCAGCUGAAAUUUGUAAUUUGCUUUUGGACAGCAUAUAUUCAACUUAUAUUGAGGGAAUAAUCAAUGUUAAUUGCACAGUUGUUGGCUUCUCGCGUGGAUCAGUUGUUGGAAAUGCAGUAUUAGUCAUCGACCAUAGUAACACAAGUGGGAAUUUCUCAUCGACUGAAGUGACAAAAGACAUUGUUCGAAAUGCUGUUGUGGCAUACAUAGCAGAAAUGGUUGCCAAUGGGUCGGAGCAAGUGUACUUCGAUACAUCAAGUGGCUUGACAGUAGAAACUGUAAUCCAUGUGGCAACCACUGAGGUGAUCACUGAAUCUCAGAAUACCGAGGAUAACAAGACUACGGUCUCAUCAAUGCUGACUAGAUUGAACAAGUCUUUGGAGUGGAAUGACAGUUUAUUGGAUCCUAGUUCCGAUUUAUAUCGAAAUUAUUCAGCUGAAAUUUGUAAUUUGCUUUUGGACAGCAUAUAUUCAACUUAUAUUGAGGGAAUAAUCAAUGUUAAUUGCACAGUUGUUGGCUUCUCGCGUGGAUCAGUUGUUGGAAAUGCAGUAUUAGUCAUCGACCACAGUAACACAAGUGGGAAUUUCUCAUCGACUGAAGUGACAAAAGACACUGUUCGAAAUGCUGUUGUGGCAUACAUAGCAGAAAUGGUUGCCAAUGGGUCGGAGCAAGUGUACUUCGAUACAUCAAGUGGCUUGACAGUAGAAACUGUAAUCCAUGUGGCAACCACUGAGGUGAUCACUGAAUCUCAGAAUACCGAGGAUAACAAGACUACGGCUGAGACCACUACUGGCACGAUCGAAGUGACGACGGAGACCGAGAUUACGGAGACCGACACUACGGGAACUGAGGUUAUGUUGACGGAGAGUACAACAGCUGAGACCACUACUGGCACGAACGAAGUGACGACGGAGACCGAGAUUACGGAGACCGACACUACGGGAACUGAGGUUAUGUUGACGGAGAGUACAACAGAAGGCAACCUCACGAAAACAGUAGUAAUCGCAGUCUCAUCAAUGCUGACUAGAUUGAACAAGUCUUUGGAGUGGAAUGACAGUUUAUUGGAUCCUAGUUCCGAUUUAUAUCGAAAUUAUUCAGCUGAAAUUUGUAAUUUGCUUUUGGACAGCAUAUAUUCAACUUAUAUUGAGGGAAUAAUCAAUGUUAAUUGCACAGUUGUUGGCUUCUCGCGUGGAUCAGUUGUUGGAAAUGCAGUAUUAGUCAUCGACCAUAGUAACACAAGUGGGAAUUUCUCAUCGACUGAAGUGACAAAAGACACUGUUCGAAAUGCUGUUGUGGCAUACAUAGCAGAAAUGGUUGCCAAUGGGUCGGAGCAAGUGUACUUCGAUACAUCAAGUGGCUUGACAGUAGAAAAGACAACUGAAUUAAGCAAAACGACUUUCAGUACGAAAAAUAUACUAGAACUAUCAAUGACAGUGGAGGUUUUAAUAGGAAAUCAACAAACAAAUUGGAAUUCCGAACUGUCUAACAAAUUUUCUGAACUUUACAACAGUACUGCUGAAAACACCUGUGCUUCGAUAAAAGCCAGCCCUCGAUAUAUUACAUCAAUACAAUACACCGUACGUACUUGUACUGUUCUUCGUUUUUAUCCGGGAUCUGUGAAAUCUGAUGUACAGAUAAUUGUAGAAUACAUAAAUGACCUCAAUGUGACUCAAACACAAAUUCUGCAAGCAAUUCAGUUGGGUUCGCAAUUAUAUGUAAUAGAUCUGUUAAAAAAUCAGUCAAUCGAUUCCAAUCGUAUAAUAUCACUUAAGUUAAUUAUGCAAAAAGAAACUUGUAGUACGAUCGCAUCAAAAUGUUCACCACAUGCUCAAUGCAUCGAGAGGUCUGACGGUGCCGUUUGUGUAUGUAAUCCAAUGUGGAUAGAUUUAAACAUGCAACAGCCCGGAGAACAGUGUAUAAUAAGUCCAACUGUAAUAGCGCUAAUUGUUAUUGGAACAAUCCUAAUCAUAAUAAUAUUUGCCGCAGGAAUAUACUUUGCUCUUCGUACAGGCAGGAAUGGUCAACGUUUUAUACAUUCAUUUGCUUAGCAAAUAAAUAUAAUUUAAUAAUACUCAUUAUACAUAGAUCCGAAAAGAA
Molecule: messenger RNA, 4108 nt
Organism: Schistosoma guineensis
Lineage: Eukaryota; Metazoa; Platyhelminthes; Trematoda; Strigeidida; Schistosomatidae
Source: the annotation of a GenBank genome assembly